CAACAACCAGUAUACCGUUACACAGCAUCAGCUAAUCCAUCAUGGACCAGCGGUAUGAGCUUUGCAGAGCAGAGCCGUGCCUUUGGCCUGAUGAUCACUCACUCAAUCCCCAGAAGACUGCCUUGGUCAUCAUAGAUAUGCAACGCGACUUCUGCGAGGAAGGCGGUUAUCUAUCGCAACAAGGCUACGAUAUAGGCCCUCUGCGAGCCAUCAUUCCCAACAUCCAAAGACUUUUGCAGCUCUGCCGCGAGAAAGGCUAUCAGAUCUAUCAUACCCGCGAAGGCCACCGACCCGACCUGUCAGAUCUCUCCGAACGUGAGCGGCAACGCUCGCUGCGUGACCUCUCAGUUCCUGGUAUUGGAGAACCAGGCCCCUUGGGACGUCUUCUAGUCCGCGGAGAACCUGGACACGAUACCAUUCCGGAGCUAUAUCCACGCGAUGGCGAGCCUAUCAUUGACAAGCCUGGCAAAGGCGCCUUCGCCAACACUGACUUUGAUCUACUGCUCCGGAUCAGAGGCAUUCAGAACUUGAUCCUCUGCGGCGUGACAACUGAUGUAUGCGUUCAUACCACGAUGCGAGAAGCAAAUGAUCGGGGCUAUGACUGUCUACUCGUCAGCGAUGCCUGCGCUGCCAGUUCCAGAAACUUGCACGACUUGACGAUCAUGUCCACCAAAGCUGAGGGUGGCGUCUUUGGUGCAGUCUCGUAUGUAGAAAACGUGAUCGAGGGCAUAGAGACUGGCUUGUACGAAGAGAAUGCCGAAGGCUGACUUGAUUGACAUAUUUUUGAGACUGACAAGUUUUGCAAAGUUUAUUACAUUAUCUCAAGCACUAUCAAGAGCUAAAGCAAUUACAUUCUAGGGCCUUACUAGGCUUGCGCGG
This is a messenger RNA of Cercospora beticola, 879 nucleotides long. Its product is annotated as cysteine hydrolase family protein. The record is from RefSeq and is a predicted model, not a curated record. NCBI's taxonomy places the organism in Eukaryota, Fungi, Ascomycota, Dothideomycetes, Mycosphaerellales, Mycosphaerellaceae.